GUCAUCGCUUUCAUUUGUGGAGGACUGGCUGUUUUUCUGCUGAUCCUAUGCUUGGCGUCUUCAGAGUGGCUUUUGGCGCAGGGUUGGCGACAAGGGCUGUUCGUCCACUGUGUGUCUGAAGAUGCCAUCCACCCAUUGCCAUUUGGGAUCGCGUCUGACCAAGCCGGCUGUUUCCCGAUCAGACCAGCGGUGAUAACCGUGCUGAUCGCCCUGGUCGUGUAUCCGGUGUGCUUCUCUGGUGAGCUGGACCAAGGCAACAGGGAGCUGUGGGAAUUCGGCUGGGCAUAUGGCGUUGCUUGGGGCGCAGCCAUCUUCCUUUUCGGAGGCAUAGUCCUCUUGCUACUGGACAAAGAGUCGGAAGAAAUCUACUACAAGGAACGAACGGUGGUCCAUGAAUCCGCUGCUGGGUCCGACGCUGCAUCCGGAAGCAAGGGAUGA
This is a messenger RNA of Notodromas monacha, 438 nucleotides long. The record is from the annotation of a GenBank genome assembly. Lineage: Eukaryota; Metazoa; Arthropoda; Ostracoda; Podocopida; Cyprididae.